This is a messenger RNA of Mytilus trossulus (common blue mussel), 1828 nucleotides long. Its product is annotated as potassium channel subfamily K member 10-like. Gene Ontology annotation, molecular function: outward rectifier potassium channel activity; potassium ion leak channel activity. Gene Ontology annotation, cellular component: plasma membrane. The transcript is spliced from 7 exons. NCBI's taxonomy places the organism in Eukaryota, Metazoa, Mollusca, Bivalvia, Mytilida, Mytilidae. Gene Ontology annotation, biological process: potassium ion transmembrane transport; stabilization of membrane potential. The record is from RefSeq and is a predicted model, not a curated record. Bases 411 to 1283 code for a protein of 290 amino acids.
UUAAUACAUAUUGUAGUACAUACAUCAUGUACAUGUAAAUAAACAUAUUUGUUGAAUUUUUGUUAUAACAAUAUGAAAUGACACCAAAUCAUGAAAUAUUUCCAACUGUCGUGAAAUGGUGGAUGGAUGAGUUACAAACAAGAAAACAAUAUUUACUAAAUGCUUUUUUUUUUAAUCUUUAUGACCUUUCGGAAAUAAAUGUAAAGUAUAAUUUCACACAUUUCUAAGUUGUGAAACGAUAGGAUUUCCAAUUUACGUUCAAAUACAGGAAGAAUUAUAUAUAAGUUUAUUUUUUAUCUUAAGGAUGUUAUAACGUUAUCACACGAUAUUCGAACACUGUUUGGUACAUUUUAAUCUAUACACGAAGUCGGGAACCAUAUUUUCAAGAUCUCUAACAACAACUUGGAAAGAUGGAAAUAAAAACCUUGUUAAUCCUGAUACUUAUUUUGUUUGUGUAUUCUCUGAUUGGUGGAGCUAUAAUGAUGGCGCUAGAACAGACAAAUGAGGAGACAGCUUCAACAGAUAUAACAACUACAUUGUCAACAUUUUUAACUGAUCACUCCUCUUGCAUGACGAGCAGUGAAUUGUCAACUUUAUUAACGGAAGUGAAAGAUGCAUAUGAUAGUGGUGUUAUGUCAGUUAACGGAAACACUAGUGCUGCCACCCAGUGGGAUUUCGGGAAUUCAAUUUUCUUUGUGGUUACAGCGAUAACUACAAUUGGGUAUGGAAAUCAAACUCCUGCAACAAAAGGUGGACAAGCUUUCAUUGUAAUUUUUGCUUUGAUCGGAAUUCCAGCUACUGGGUUGAUGAUUGCAGGCCUUGCAGAAAAAAUAAAGAACCUCAAUAGUUAUUUUACAAAUAAGACAAUACCAUGCCUGAAUAAAUAUACCAAAACGGAAAAAGGUUUCAAAUAUUUUUUGUUAUAUUUUACAACAAUAUGUCUGUUAAUUUUGAUACCAUCAGCUAUACUAUCCGCAAUAGAAGACUGGGCAUACGGAGAAGCCAUUUAUUAUACUUUGAUUACCUUCACAACGAUUGGUUUCGGAGAUUUUGUUGUUGGGAAUACAACUGAAGGUGGUACAAAAAUUGUUUACAAACUUUUAGUUAUUAUUUGGAUAUUUACCGGUCUUGCAUGGCUUGGAGCUCUCAUCGGUGAAUGUACAGAAACAGCUAAGGCUUUCACUGAGAAAAAAGAAAAGAAGCAGGUGAAAGUUGGAAGUAACGUCGAUGAUACAUAUGAAGAUGUUAAUACAAAGGUAAAGAGCCUCAAUACAAAACAAUGAAGAUGUUAAUACAAAUACUGGUGAUCUUGCAAAAGUGGCGUAGAUUUUCAUAUGAAUUGUAUGAAAUGGAUCAAAACGUACAUUUAGAAUGUCCAUGAGACUUUCGGUUGGUGUAAACAUACGUAAUGAUAUAGAUACUCUCAACAAAUGUGAAUCAUUGAAAACCUCUUUAAGGAGACUGUCUGAAGAAACGAUAAUUAUAAUUUGAAUUAACUUAUAUUGCCAUAAUGACAAUAAGAAGAUGUAUACCACAGUGAAAGGAGAGACCUGAAAGAAUCACAUGAAGUCCAAAAGGAGGGACACCGGGAGGGUCCUCGGAUUGAGAGCCUGUUGUUACACACGCAUCGCCAACUGUGCAAAUUCCCACAGAGAAAUUCUUUACAACCGAUAACAAUAUAUAAUUUGGGCAAUGCAUCUUCAAAUCAUUAAAGUUGUAUUCAAUGAUGUGUGUGCAUAUGAGGUCGUUGUUCAACUCUGAAAAUAGCAGUUCAGAAAUAUAAAGGCCAACAUAUGUAUAAAGUAAAAUCACCAAAAUACUGAAAUCC